Messenger RNA from Copidosoma floridanum, 657 nucleotides. RefSeq names its product granzyme B-like. Lineage: Eukaryota; Metazoa; Arthropoda; Insecta; Hymenoptera; Encyrtidae. The record is from RefSeq and is a predicted model, not a curated record.
AUGAGAUCAUCUCAAGGCUUCGAUUUUCGAUGUGGCGGUGUGCUUAUUAAAGACGAUUAUGUUCUCACAAGAGCUGCUUGUGUAGUAGAUGGUACCAAAGACGACUAUCAGGUCGUUGCUGGCACGAUUUCAAUAAACCCCACCACGAAUAAUAAAAAUGAGCAGCUACGUUUUAUCAGUAAAAUUUUAUUCCACAACCAUUUUAAUAAAAAAACUUACGAACAUGAUGUAGCUAUCUUGAAGUUGGAAAACAAAAUAAAGCUGAGCAAAGUCACUCAAGUAAUUAAGUUGCCUAAGCCUCACGAAAAUCCAAACAAAGGGAAUUUGGAUCAGUUUGUGGUCGGCUAUGAGUAUUUAUAUAGUUAUGGACUGCAAUACUUCGAAGGUCAUGUCACCUUCUAUGAAAAUAAAUUAAAGUAUUACUUCAAUAACAGAGAUAAAGGGGCAAUUAUGUCAGCCGACGUAUGUGUUGAAAAAAGUGGAGAUGGAUACAAGUUGAUUGGGUUUUCUAAUGUAGGAGAAAUCUCCCUUGUUUCAUUAGAUGUCGAUUGGAUUAAUAAUAAUAUUGUAGACAAUCCAUCAAAAGCCAAUAUUCAAUCUUAUUAUCAGUGUUUUAAAAGCUGUUAUGAAGAAUUUGUUAAAACAAUGACUGAUUAA